UCAUCAGCCAGAACAAAUUUUUAUUAAUUGACUUGAAAACUUAGUAAUUUGUUAUUAUCAAUAUUAAUCAAGGUUAAUCCUCCUAGAAUGAAAAAUGUUUCUGCGUUACUAAUAUUCCUACAAUCAAGUUGCACAAACUUGGAACCCUUCAAAAUAACUAAAACAAAAUUUUUAAAAGCAUAUAAUUCCGCGCUCUAGUGAUAAUAUUUUGGCAAUACAUGUUUUCAGGCUAAUUCAAGUUCAACCUAAUUUUGUAAUUGGCAGCUGUUCCACUAUGUUUAUAAAUAAUAGUACCAUGAACAUUGAAUCUUUAAAAACUUUUCUUCAUUUAAAUUGCGAAUUCGUUUUUAAAUGUUUAAACAUGAAUAUCUUUUUAAAUCGAUUGGUUCAAUUUUCAACGACAUACCCAGUCACAAGAGGUAUGGUUUCCUAUGCAGUAAUUUGGCCUACUGGUUGCAUAUUACAACAAAUGGCUUUUGGAGAUAAUGAAUUCGAUUUUGUCAGGGCAGCUCGGUUUGGUUUAUUUGGUGCGUUUUAUGUAGCACCGACAUUAAAUGCCUGGUUAACUGUUGCACGAUUUUUAUAUCCAAGAAAUGAUAUACGUAGUGCUAUAAAAAAGGCACUCUUGGAACAAGUAAUUUACUCACCAUGUGCAAUGGUUAGUUUUUAUUUUGGUAUGUCUUUACUUGAAGGAAAGACGGCUGAAGAAGCUAAACAGGAAGUAAAGAACAAGUUUUUUCCAACUUACCAGGUAGGUGUUGUUGUGUGGCCAGUACUACAAGUUGUUAACUAUACUAUGGUUCCUGAAAAAAAUAGAAUACCGUUUGUCAGUAUAUGUAGCUUAGGAUGGAGUUCAUUUUUAGCUUAUAUGAAUCAUUGUAAACGAAAAAAUGAAAAUAUUAAGUCUAAUAAAUAAUAAUAAUUUAAGGCAUUCCGCAAUCUGUAUUGAUGUAAAACAUAUUAAAUAUUAUUUGAAAUAUAUUUUACGUUUCUGAAAUAGAAACACGAGUUUCAUUUCAAAACAAAAGUUAUUGUACAGAAAAUUGGGGUUAAUUUAAUAAUUUUUAC
Daktulosphaira vitifoliae (grape phylloxera) is the source of this 1068-nucleotide messenger RNA. Its product is annotated as PXMP2/4 family protein 4-like. The record is from RefSeq and is a predicted model, not a curated record. Gene Ontology annotation, cellular component: membrane; cytoplasm. NCBI's taxonomy places the organism in Eukaryota, Metazoa, Arthropoda, Insecta, Hemiptera, Phylloxeridae. The coding region runs from base 275 to 916 and encodes 213 amino acids. The transcript has 3 exons.